Molecule: messenger RNA, 1244 nt
Organism: Talaromyces proteolyticus
Lineage: Eukaryota; Fungi; Ascomycota; Eurotiomycetes; Eurotiales; Trichocomaceae
Exons: 2
Coding region: 1-1050 (349 amino acids)
Source: RefSeq, a predicted model, not a curated record
AUGCCAUAUAAAGGCUGCCACAAAGCACGCAUUGAGUGUACCAUCAGCUCGAUUAACCCUCCUUUCAGUAAAGAAAAGUUGAAAGACAUAGAAUAUACAAGCAUGAGACAGGAGAAGACAGCCACAGUCCGGGACCCGGCCUAUCAUGCGCAACGAAAUUUAUCAACACCAAAUCUCUCCCCUCAGCUAUUGAUGGACAAUAAAACCAGCUUCUACCAUGAGAUGAUUCCUAUAGACACUGUCAUAAUGAGAACAGGGUUGCAAGUAGGAGAGUGCUAUUUGGGCAACGGCGUAUUCGAAGAGUAUCCGGUGCUUGCGUCUUCGGGCGUCAUGACGGCUCCUUCGGUUAAAGGUGAUCAUGAGUUCCAGAUACCACUACAUGCGGCAUCUUUUGCAAUAUCCCGACAGCAGAACUGGGAAACUGAAAAUGACUGUAUCAAAGUCUCCCAGAGUUCCUUUCCUAGUCUCGACCGCAGGGAGCGAUGGUGGGACCAGGCAGUCUUACGAAGACUGCUUGAAACCAAUAUGGCCCUAUUGGAUGGUCAGACUCUGGUAGCUCAGGAGCUUGCCAUGUUAGGAUGUAUAGAUGCAGACAUCGCUUUGACUAACCUUGAGUCGGCAUCUCGGAAUGUUUUGUGUGACUCAAAACGAUUUCUCGAAUUUGCGAAAGUGCUUAUCGACGGUCAAGACGAUCGAACAAAGGCGGUAAUAGUAGACCCUGAGUCUUUAGCCGCGAAUGCAUUUGUGCCCCAGGUUCACACACCAGUUGAUUCCGGACGUCUUUCGUAUGGUUCCGUUGCCUCCUUCACAUCAUCCUUAAUCUGUCAAUCACCUUGGCAGGGGAUACAAUCCGAAGAUACCCAGGUUCCUUUGAUAUUAUCCAUUGCAAAUUGCUACAGCUGCUUGGUUGGCAGUUACCAUAUGAUUCUCACCUACCUGCUUCAUGAAUUGAUGGCUGUAACAAUUUCGGAACAACGUAGUCAGUCUUCAACAUUCUCAGGGUUAGCCGCCGCUCAGGUUCAGCGUCCUGAUCGGGACUCGCGGCUUUGACUGAUUUUUCAUAACUGCGUGUGUUCCCUGGCGCAACUCGAACUGAUCCUUGGAUUACCUAAACGACAUUGUGUCGCUUCUGGGAUAGUGCCAUUCGGACGUGUUUUACAACCUCGUUGUCAAAAUGGGAUCCUCUCUGGCCCUAUGGCUGCGAACCUUAUUACCACUCUUGUCAAUCAUAAAUUCUGACUGUG